Molecule: messenger RNA, 953 nt
Organism: Harpia harpyja (harpy eagle)
Lineage: Eukaryota; Metazoa; Chordata; Aves; Accipitriformes; Accipitridae
Gene: SPC24
Product: SPC24 component of NDC80 kinetochore complex
Exons: 6
Coding region: 122-811 (229 amino acids)
Source: RefSeq, a predicted model, not a curated record
AGCCGGCCAGAAGGUUUCCCCACGCCCCCUCCUCUACCGCCCCCUAGCGGCCGCCUCCAAACUCCGGCUUCCACCAAAGCCCAAGUGCGCCUGCGCGUCGGCCGGGCGGCGGGGGCGGCGCAUGCGCAGAGCCGGCCCGGUUCAAACGGCGGCGCGCGCCGCACCGGUAACACCCCCCCCCCCCCCGCCGGUACCGGGAGAGCAGGCCCCCACCAUGCUGAGCAAGCGGAUGGAGGAGCUGGAGGAGGUGAGCAAGGAGCUGCUGAAGGUUCUGCUCUCCGACUGGGCCGACAACCUCCUGCGCCGCAGCCUGGACAAACGGAGCCGGAUGGACGACAAACUGCUGGCCUCGCAGGCCACGGCCGCCCAGCUCGUCAGAGAGCUCAGCGCGGCCGAGGAGACGGUAGCGAAGACCCUCCUGGACCGGGAGAGCGAGCUCCAACGAUUGCUCCGGAGGCUGCAAGAGCUGGAAGAGGAGCUGGUUUCGGGCGCGGGAAGCCGGUGCCAGCCUGCAGGCCGGCAACAGCGCCCUGCGACGGGAGCUGGAGGAGCUGCGGGAGGAGAGCCGGCGGCUGGAGGAGGACACGGAGCGGGAAGAGGACACCGUGCCCACCACCGCGUGAGUGGGUACGUGACGCAGCUCUACUACAAGAUCAGCCGCAUCGAUUGGGACUACGAGGCCGAGCCGGCGCAGAUCAAAGGCAUCCACUACGGCCCCGACAUCGCCCAGCCCAUCGACAUCGACGGCAGCCGCCAUUCCCGCUGCUUCGUCAGCGAUUACUUGUGGAGCCUGGUGCCGACGGCGUGGUGAACGGCACGGUGCCGGUACGGAUUGGGCGACGCCAAUUGCCCCCCUUCCCCCCCCGACCCCGCGGUGCUGACCCCCCCAACUUAAUCACAAAAGUCUCUUUUAUUCAUGUAACAAUGGGAUUUGGAAAUCAUUAAAACCAGUC